Molecule: messenger RNA, 1509 nt
Organism: Nerophis lumbriciformis (worm pipefish)
Lineage: Eukaryota; Metazoa; Chordata; Actinopteri; Syngnathiformes; Syngnathidae
Source: RefSeq, a predicted model, not a curated record
AUGGAGCAGAACAUUCAGAACGUCCCAAUUGACAUUCAGACCAGCAAACUUUUAGACUGGCUGACAGAUCGGCGUCACUGCAAUCUCAAAUGGCAGAAUGCUGUUCAAGGGAUCAGAGAGAAAAUCAACUCCGCCAUGCAGGAUAUGCCAGAGAACGAGGAGAUCAAGCAGCUCCUCUCAGGUUCCUACAUCCAUUACUUCCACUGUUUGAGAAUUGUGGAGAUCCUGAAGGGAACGGAAGAGUCAUCCAAGAAUAUUUUUGGCAAAUAUUCCUCGCAAAGGAUGAAGGACUGGAAUGAGAUUGUCAAUUUGUACCAGGCAGAUAAUGCCUAUUUGGGUGAGUUAGCCAGCCUGCUAAGUCGCAACGUUAGCUACGAAGGUCCGGCAAUGAGGAAGCAGCUGGCCAAAGCCAAGCAGCUGCAACAGGAGAUGAGCCGGCGGGAGGUGGAGUGCCAAAGCUCGGCCGCCAAACUACGGGAGCACUACUAUACUUCCUGUAAACAGUACGGCAUCAAGGGUGACAACGUUCCUCGUGAGCUUCAGGGUCUGGUCAAAGAUCUCCCUGAUGUUCUUGACAAAGUGGGCACGGAUGCCGCCAGACUUGAAGAGAAAAUCCAACUUUACGCUGCUUUCACCAACUUUGUAUGCGAGUGGUCGGAACCAGUUCUUCCUAUGUUGACUUUCGCACAGAAGAGAGGGAACGCCACCUUCUACGAGUGGCGGACCGGGAAUGUACCCACAGUGGUGGAAAGGCCGCAGGUGGAGGAGACACCUGAGGAAGCGCCGGUUGAAGACACGAUUGACUGGGGAGACUUUGGCACCCAGGAGUCCAGCUCUGAAAUCACGGUGGAGGACGGAAUUGACUGGGGCAUUAGUGUGGAGCCCAGCUCAGAGGAUGGCGGCAGCGGUACAAUCGACUGGGGAGACGGCGACCCCGCUCCCGUUGAGAUUGAGGUUGUGCAAGCAAGCACAGACUGUCUUGAAGGUGUGGCGAGAGGCGACGAUGCAUUGAACUUGCUGGAAAACGCCAAGUCACGUGGACAGUUCAUCGAUGAACUCAUGGAGCUGGAAACGUUCCUCAGCCAGCGCCUCACCGAAAUGGGCCAAGAGAGCGACGUGGUGGCCAUGAGUCAGUUCCAGUCGGCACCGCGCGUCAUUCAAAUCCAGAGCAGCGAGCAUGUCCGCGAAAUGCUCUCGGAUGUUCAGGACAUGCUGGGCCGGCUCACGUCUCUCCGGAUGCAGCACCUCUUCAUGAUCCUCGCUUCACCGCGGUACGUGGAGCGCGUGACAGAAGUGUUGAGGCAGAAAAUGAAGCAGGCCGACAUUCUGGAGGUGAAGGCCGUGAGCAUGGUGGAGAAAAGGCGAGAAGCCCUGGAGGAACAGUCGAGGCUCGAGCCUCAGAUCGACCUGUUGGCAGAACGUACACAGGACCUGAAAAAAUUGAUUGAAGGGGACAUUUCCAAGCGCUACAACAACCGGCCAGUCAACCUGAUGGGCGUCAUCAUAUAA